Dalotia coriaria is the source of this 1171-nucleotide messenger RNA. RefSeq names its product protein lin-32-like. The coding region runs from base 566 to 1105 and encodes 179 amino acids. The record is from RefSeq and is a predicted model, not a curated record. Lineage: Eukaryota; Metazoa; Arthropoda; Insecta; Coleoptera; Staphylinidae. Gene Ontology annotation, cellular component: nucleus. Gene Ontology annotation, molecular function: protein dimerization activity; E-box binding; DNA-binding transcription factor activity, RNA polymerase II-specific. Gene Ontology annotation, biological process: axon development; sensory organ development; positive regulation of transcription by RNA polymerase II. The transcript has 3 exons.
AGUAUAACGUGUGUGCUUUUAAACUAAACUUAAUUAUGGCGUCGACAUAAUCAAACAGUGAGUGUUGACUGAAGCGUGCUUGGAUCAUUUUUCCAUCGUACAGUAUGCAACUGAUUGAACUUUUUUCAUCCGACGCCGUAAAAUCCUUCGACGCGCAUUAACAUUGUAUGCGACAAUACGAAUGGUCCCUCACAUCAAACCUUCCGAAGAAUUCAAAAGAAUGCCGAAUUGAUGCGUGUGCUGGCAGAUGCUACCGCAGAAACGUACUCAGGUCAGUAUCAGCCCGAAAACGAUCAGUUAGUAGACUUCCGCAGUGUGCACAUGCACACACAUGCGGAUCGGCGCAGUCGGUUAGAUUCUUAUUCUUCAGUUGGUGGUACAGUCGACCACAACCCUUCACACAGAGUAACAGUAAAGUAACAUAUUGACAUUAACACGUGCGAUACCGUUUUAAAUUUUAAUCUUCAAAUACAAGACAUUAAACAAGUGAAAAUGUUAUAACAAAAACAUGAAUUGUUAGAUUAUUUAAUUCAAACGGAAUUAUAAGGCGUUUAAAAAAUUAAAAAUGAGUUUUAAACUUCAAUACUCUGAUUAUUACCAUCCGAAUUUUGUGAACAUUGCUGAUCUAAGUUACGAGAGCCAAAUCAAGCUUGAGAGAGAUUUCAACAUUCGAAUAAGCGAGGCGCCAACGCGUUACGUUUACGACAGCUUUUCUUCCACCACACCGACGUAUGAUUCUUACGAUGAUCAGUACUCCACCUACUUCGACAUCACUUCGACGAUCAACAACAACGAAUCGGAUUCCACACUUGAUUCUUCCACUAAAAGCGGUGGAGGUAAAAGAAGAAAACUCGGUAAGAAACGUGCGGUUUUGGAUGAUCAACCGCCGUCACCGAGUGUAGUUCGCAAACGGAGAUUGGCGGCGAAUGCUCGUGAACGCCGCCGCAUGAAUGGAUUGAAUGAAGCUUUUGAUAGACUACGUGAAGUUGUGCCUGUAAUGGACGCCGAUCACAAACUUAGCAAAUUUGAGACGCUGCAAAUGGCGCAGAACUACAUCGAGGGAUUGGUCGACCUGUUGCAUCGCGAUGCGUUAAGUAAUAGAUAAACACUCCGAAUAAAUGUUUAUAUUUUUAAAAUCAAAAAAAUCAAAAUCAAAAAAAAUUAUAUGAUU